Molecule: messenger RNA, 564 nt
Organism: Aspergillus homomorphus CBS 101889
Lineage: Eukaryota; Fungi; Ascomycota; Eurotiomycetes; Eurotiales; Aspergillaceae
Exons: 3
Coding region: 1-564 (187 amino acids)
Source: RefSeq, a predicted model, not a curated record
AUGUCAAGUGUCCCCAGUGAAAGGGUCUUCCUGAGCGAAAAGCUUAUUUGCACCAGCGUAGCAAAAUUGAAAGGAAAGAACAGAGAGCCUCUUGAUUCUCUUGACUUUGAAGGCUUUAUGGUUCCGCCCGUUGAGGCUACAGUCCGGGACAGACUUCUGAAGAGUGUGUCCCCGUCGGUGGAAGAUGGCAGUGUUCUCCUCGGCGUAGGCCACGGCGUUGAACUGGGCGCAAUAGGAAACCCUCAGGCUCUCGAUGUCGAUGUGUCCAUCGUCCAGGUCAAGACAGAGAAGCUGCGGGAUGUGGCGCUUUCGACCGUCAGCUACAUCAGCCUCACUGGCAUUAAGGUCGCCGAUCUUUCGACCCUCGGUGAGGGUCAGGUGGUUUUGAUCCUGGACGAGCUCGAGUCACCCAUCAUGGUUCACCCCGAGGCAAAGCAGUGGGAGACGCUCAAGCAGAUCAUCCUCCAAAAGCAGAGCAAGAUUCUCUGGGUGACCGAUACAUCGUUACUACAGCAGUUGCGUACCCCUAACUAUCCCAAGCCGGAACAAACCCUCAGCUCAUGA